CGUCCAAAAGAUGAAAUAUUGUUAAAGUGAAAGUAGCGUUAGGUUUUCACUGCACAGAAAAGUAGAAAACUGAAGACGCUCUGGAAUUGGAUUCUCCACUUUGAUCACAAAAAAUGGACCGUCGUACUGCUGUUUGUUUUGCAAUUCUCACCCUGGCAAUGGCUACUUCUUCUGCAAUUCAGCUGCAGAUUGGCGCUCGAGAUGAAUUCAGGAAGACCCAAAUAAUCACAACAAAUUCUCCGUUCUCUAUUGCACUUGAAACCCUCCAGAAGCAGAUUGACUAUAGUUUUCAACGCAUCGAUCUUCUACGGCGUGCAAUGACCCAUGCUUCAUUUUCAGAGGAGAACAACCGAGCAUUAAGCAUUCUAGGGACAAGCAUUAUUGAAACAUCUGUGGCCUUUCGGUAUCUUCUAGAUGACAUUGAUAUUUCUUCAAAAACUCUGAACCGUGAAAUAGCUGAGGUAUGUAAUGUGGAGUCUUCUUGUGCCGUGGAUGGAAUGCGUUUGGGGUUGCACAAAGUACUCAGAGUCUCUCACAAAACUAACUCUACCACUCCGGCCGUAGUCUGUGGUGCUUUUCGUGCAAUAUUCGGUGCUGUUGCCCUUGAUUCUGGGAAGUCCGAUGCUGCUGCAAAAGUGUUCUUGAAUGUUCAUACUCGCACCGGUGAAUUAGCUGCUGAUUUUUAGGUAAGCCUCAGAACUAUAAAUGGCUGCAUCCUACUAUGAACUCAUGUUAUGUGAAUCAUUUCUGUAUAUUGUAUGGAGUAUUAGCUUUAUGUAUACCGUAGAAGUAGUAUGACCGGAAACUCCAUUCUGAAUCUGUAUUACUCUGAAUCUUUUGUGAUGCUAACAUAGUCUUAUCUAUGGUUCUUAAUAAAAGUACUGUUGUUUA
Spinacia oleracea (spinach) is the source of this 891-nucleotide messenger RNA. RefSeq names its product protein NUCLEAR FUSION DEFECTIVE 2. Gene Ontology annotation, biological process: regulation of gene expression; RNA processing. The record is from RefSeq and is a predicted model, not a curated record. Gene Ontology annotation, molecular function: ribonuclease III activity; double-stranded RNA binding. Gene Ontology annotation, cellular component: nucleus. Lineage: Eukaryota; Viridiplantae; Streptophyta; Magnoliopsida; Caryophyllales; Amaranthaceae. Bases 114 to 686 code for a protein of 190 amino acids. The transcript has 3 exons.